AUGCCUCCCGCCCUUACUUUCCUCCUGCAUCGACUUUUCAAAUAUGCAAGCAGUAGCCAGCAGCGACGGAAACAACUGUGGCGAUACCAUCUUCAUCCCCGCGCAACCGACAAUUGGCAACAGCUGGGAAAAACGGCGAUGCCAGUCGAUGGUUCAUCCCCGAGCGGCCAAAGCAGGAGCAACAGCUCCAAGAAGCUGCAUUUUUCGGAGCCCCAAAUAUGGUCCCGCAAAGCCAUCGCCACCAUUUCCCUCUCACGAUCGAUAGCAAUGGCCAACCGUCCCCUAUUUUGUUUCGCAUCGGAGAAGAAGGAAUAA
Molecule: messenger RNA, 315 nt
Organism: Linum trigynum
Lineage: Eukaryota; Viridiplantae; Streptophyta; Magnoliopsida; Malpighiales; Linaceae
Source: the annotation of a GenBank genome assembly